GAAACAAAAACAAAAAAAAAACAGAAUCAGAGAGGGACUGAGAAUCGAGAAGGAGCCAAGGAGACUGGGAGAGAGAGAGAGAGAUCACAGGCUUCACAAGAUGAUCGUCGAGUAUAUCUUCGCAGGCGUUCUUGCUUCCUUUUUAGGUUAUAUUCUGUUGUACCGUUGGCAGGCAGAAAAGAAGGAGGAUGAAGAGAAGAUAAGAGCUUCCGCCGAGAUCCGAAACGAAUGCAUAAGGACUCCCGUUAAUGGAGAAUGCAGUUCGGAUAACAAAGACAAUACUGAUGUCAUAAUUGUCGGAGCUGGUGUUGCUGGUUCUGCUCUCGCUUAUACGCUUGGCAAGGAUGGGCGCCGAGUGCAUUUGAUUGAGAGGGACUUGAAGGAACCUGACAGGAUAGUUGGCGAACUAUUACAGCCAGGGGGCUAUCUGAAGUUGAUUGAGUUGGGCCUUGAGGACUGUGUGGAGGAGAUUGAUUCUCAACGUGUAUUUGGGUAUGCUCUUUUCAAGGAUGGGAAGAGCACUAGACUGUCAUAUCCCUUGGAAAAAUUCCAUGCAGAUGUAUCUGGAAGGAGCUUUCAUCAUGGGCGUUUCAUACAACGGCUGCGGGAGAAAGCUGCAUCUCUUCCCAAUGUGCGAUUGGAGCAGGGAACUGUUACAUCCUUGCUUGAAGAAAAGGGUGCCAUUAAGGGGGUGGUAUACAAGACUAAGAUUGGUGAAGAGCUAAAUGCAUAUGCACCUCUUACAAUUGUAUGCGAUGGUUGUUUUUCCAAUUUGCACCGCACUCUCUGCAACCCAAAGGUUGAUAUCCCAUCUUGUUUUGUUGGUUUGCUCCUAGAGAACUGUCAACUUCCAUUUCCAAAUCAUGGACAUGUUAUCUUGGCAGAUCCUUCACCUCUCUUGUUUUAUCCCAUCAGCAGUACAGAGAUUCGUUGUUUGGUUGAUGUACCCGGGCAAAAAGUUCCUUCUAUUCCUAGUGGUGAAAUGGCAAACUAUUUGAAGACUGUGGUGGCUCCCCAGAUCCCCCCUGAGCUUUAUAAUUCCUUUAUAGCUGCAGUUGACAAAGGCAACAUAAGAACCAUGGCCAACAGAAGCAUGCCAGCUGCUCCUUAUCCUACUCCCGGGGCCCUAUUGAUGGGAGAUGCAUUUAAUAUGCGCCAUCCUUUAACUGGUGGAGGGAUGACUGUGGCAAUGUCUGAUAUUGUUGUCCUGCGGAAUCUCCUUAGGCCUCUGUGUGAUCUGAAUGAUGCACCUGCAUUAUGCAGAUAUCUAGAGUCAUUCUACACUUUGCGCAAGCCAGUAGCAGCUACCAUAAAUACAUUGGCAGGUGCUCUAUACAAGGUGUUUUGUGCUUCACCUGAUCAAGCAAGAAAUGAAAUGCGCCAAGCAUGUUUUGAUUAUUUAAGGCUUGGAGGUGUUUUCUCAUCAGGACCUGUGUCUCUACUUUCUGGUUUAAAUCCUAGUCCAUUGACCUUAGUUCUCCAUUUUUUUGCUGUGGCUAUAUAUGGUAUUGGUCGUUUAUUAUUUCCAUUUCCUUCACCAAAACGUCUCUGGAUUGGAGCUAGAUUGCUUUCGGGUGCAUCAGGUAUCAUUUUCCCCAUUAUAAAGGCAGAAGGAGUGAGGCAGAUGUUUUUCCCUGUGACCGUACCAGCAUAUUACAGAUCUCCUCCUGUUAAUUAAAAAAUAAUAGAAAACCCAUCAACUGUUCCUGGUGUUAGUGCUCUGUUAAGCGUCAUCUAUCAUCCAUCAAGACAGGCUGAUUUGUUAGCGGAUUCCAUUCCCUGAUCGAAGAUGACGGGGAGGGGCUACUCCAUUAGAAGGGGAUUUGGUGCAAAAAGUUAUAUUCCUGUCAUUAUUGCAGUUGGCUAUUUUCGAUAUGUGAAUGACAUUUCUCAAUGGACUCGAACUCGACUGUAUUAAAAUUUCGAUACGAUACGGGCAUAUUGUAUCGUAUCUUUUAAAAAUAGAUAUAGUAUA
This is a messenger RNA of Nelumbo nucifera (sacred lotus), 1975 nucleotides long. Its product is annotated as squalene monooxygenase SE1-like. The record is from RefSeq and is a predicted model, not a curated record. Gene Ontology annotation, cellular component: membrane; endoplasmic reticulum. Gene Ontology annotation, biological process: sterol biosynthetic process. NCBI's taxonomy places the organism in Eukaryota, Viridiplantae, Streptophyta, Magnoliopsida, Proteales, Nelumbonaceae. Gene Ontology annotation, molecular function: flavin adenine dinucleotide binding; squalene monooxygenase activity.